AUGAACGUCUACUCUGUCUGCGUCUUCGCCAUCUUGGCUAUUUCUUCAGUUUCUGGAAUCUUCUUGCCACAAGGAGGAAAGAAGUGCGGAGGAAGCAGUGGAUACGGAAGCGGAGUCAUCAUCGGUGCACCACGUCCACAAUAA
Caenorhabditis elegans is the source of this 144-nucleotide messenger RNA. RefSeq names its product FIP (Fungus-Induced Protein) Related (gene fipr-17). The record is from RefSeq and is marked reviewed. The transcript has a single exon. The coding region runs from base 1 to 144 and encodes 47 amino acids. NCBI's taxonomy places the organism in Eukaryota, Metazoa, Nematoda, Chromadorea, Rhabditida, Rhabditidae.